AUGACUGAAGUUGAAGGAACUCAUAAUAAUAGUGACACAGAAAUUGAGCAACUAAACCAAAAAAGAAUAAAAUUAAAUGAAAGACGUGAAGGGAGUAAAGUUAGAAGUUGGAUUUGGAAAUAUUUUGAGCCUAGUUUUAAGGAAGGAGUACGAUAUGCAGUUUGUAAAGUAGAAGUAGUAGUUGGGAAGGAAUGUGGAAAGACUUACAAGAUAGAAACGUCAACUAGUAAUUGUUCUGACCAUCUUGCAAAUAUUCACAGAAUAACUCAAAAACAAGAAGAGCUUAAUAAUUCCAAUAGCUUCUCGAGGACUCCUAUAGUAAGUUUAAUUUUAUUAAAUUACAUGUAG
Molecule: messenger RNA, 348 nt
Organism: Rhizophagus irregularis DAOM 181602=DAOM 197198
Lineage: Eukaryota; Fungi; Glomeromycota; Glomeromycetes; Glomerales; Glomeraceae
Source: RefSeq, a predicted model, not a curated record